Molecule: messenger RNA, 1237 nt
Organism: Erythranthe guttata (spotted monkey flower)
Lineage: Eukaryota; Viridiplantae; Streptophyta; Magnoliopsida; Lamiales; Phrymaceae
Source: RefSeq, a predicted model, not a curated record
GGAGGUAUAAGUUGGCGGUGGCUAUUAGUAACGAGGUUACGCAUUGGGAUAAUUUUGAUCCAUGUAUUUCUUGGCCUAACCACAAAAAAAUGGGCCGUGUCGAGGGACUGUGGAAAGCGUUUAAGGUAUUUGUAUGUAAUUUUUAUUUUAUAUAAGUUAUUUAAUUUUAUGUUUCAUUUCAAUUGUAUAUUUUAUUUAUUUUAUUUAGGAAACUUGGAAACUUCCUGAAAAUGAGGCUACAAAAAAAUGGUUCAAUGAGACUGCUAACGGUCGUUGGAAAGAUGCGAAAACUAAACGAUUGAAGGCAGUCUUUGAUAGAGCUCCAGACCUUGCCACGGCUAAGGCAAAUUGUCCAAAUAGGAUUAGUGUUCAAACUUGGGAGAAACUAUGUGAUCAAUUUCAUUCUAUUUCCACUCCUGGUGUUGAUGGGAAGUCCAAAUCAACCAAAUGCAAGGACUCGCGAAAGAAAGUCUCGACAGACCACCAUUGGGGUCGAACAAGUAUCAAUAGUUGGUCCCACAAUCAUGUAAGUAAUUUGAUCUAUAAUAUUAAUUUAUUUAAGUUUAAAAUAGAUACUUACUUUAUAAUAUUUUAAUAUAGUUUAAAAAAUUGGGCAAAAAUCCUACGGUGUUUGAUACGUAUAAGAAAGCAUAUAUGGGUAUUGAUGUACUGAGGGAAACCGGGCCAAGUAUUAGUGAGGAAGGAGAUACAGAAGAACCGUAUAAUGGGAUAGCAACUCCUGAACAACUUCGCAUUUCGGCUGAUUUGGAACGAGUGUACGAUGAGACAAUUCGUGAUGGAAGUGACGAAAGCACGUCCAACUCAAUUGCGAUAGAAAAAGUGCUCGGGAAAAGCAAAGGGCUUGGAAUUAAGAUUGCAACCACCACAAAGAGUUCAAAGUCGAGAUUUUCUUCAAUUCCGCCGGAAGUGCAAAUGGAAAUGAAUUCAAUGAAAGAGCAAAUGCUACUUAAAGAUGAAAAAAUGGAAAGAUUGGAAGCGGAAUUGAAAGAAACCCGAGAAAUUGUGAACACCUUGGUCGGCUGUUUUGGACUACAAGCCUCGACAUCGACUCCUUCCAAUGAUGGUGGAGUAUAAAAAAGGGAUGAACUUUGUUUGGUUUUUGAAUUAAACUUUGCAACACUACAUUAUAUGCUUUUAAGUUUUAUGUACUUUUUUAAUUUAUGUUUUGUGCUACCUUGAUAUUUAAUCCGUAUAAUUGGUUUUAAUAUUUUCGAUA